CCGAGCGGGCAGCAGCGGGGCCGGAGCCGGCCGAGGCGGCGGCGGCGUCGCGGGCCGGGCCGCUCAGCGCCCGCCGCGGUGCCCGCCUGGUGCCCGGCCGCCGCCAGGCCCGGCGCCCUCGGGAAUAAUCCACGUCUCCUCGUCUGCUUCAGGAAGAAAGUGCCUGCAGUUCCUGCUCUUCCCGCCCAGUUUAUGCCAGCGUGGGCCACCCCGCCAGUUGGAGCCCAGAUUUCAAGUCUUGAGUGAAAUACCGUCGGGGGAAUGGCCCCGCUUGUGGUCAGACAUUCAGAACCCGUUAUCCGAGGAAGUCCCUGAAGGAUUGCGAGUGUCUCUCGCCCGGCCGCCAAGAUGAACAUGGUGAAGAGGAUCAUGGGGCGCCCGCGGCAGGAGGAGUGCAGCCCGCAGGACAACGCCCUGGGCCUCAUGCACCUGCGCCGGCUCUUCACCGAGCUGUGCCACCCGCCGCGCCACAUGGCGCAGAAGGAGCAGGAGGAGAAGCUGUACAUGAUGCUGCCGGUGUUCAACAGGGUCUUUGGAAACGCUCCGCCAAAUACGAUGACAGAAAAAUUUUCUGACCUUCUGCAGUUCACAACACAAGUCUCACGACUGAUGGUGACAGAGAUUCGAAGGAGAGCAUCAAACAAAUCCACAGAAGCUGCAAGUCGGGCCAUAGUUCAGUUCCUGGAAAUCAAUCAGAGCGAAGAAGCCAGCAGAGGUUGGAUGCUUCUGACAACAAUUAACCUGUUAGCAUCCUCUGGCCAGAAAACCGUGGACUGCAUGACGACGAUGUCCGUGCCUUCCACCCUGGUUAAAUGUUUAUAUCUGUUUUUUGACCUUCCACAUGUGCCUGAGGCGGCUGGAGGUGCCCAGAAUGAGCUACCUCUAGCAGAACGUCGGGGGCUGCUCCAGAAGGUGUUCGUACAGAUCUUAGUGAAGCUCUGCAGCUUCGUUUCUCCGGCAGAGGAACUGGCUCAGAAGGAUGAUCUCCAGCUUUUAUUCAGUGCAAUAACCUCUUGGUGCCCUCCCUACAAUCUGCCGUGGAGGAAGAGCGCGGGGGAGGUCCUCAUGACCAUCUCCCGACACGGCCUCAGUGUCAACGUGGUGAAGUACAUCCAUGAAAAAGAAUGUUUAUCUACGUGUGUUCAAAAUAUGCAGCAGUCGGAUGACCUGUCUCCCCUCGAAAUUGUUGAAAUGUUUGCUGGGCUUUCCUGCUUCCUCAAAGAUUCCAGUGAUGUUUCUCAGACGCUAUUGGAUGAUUUUAGGAUAUGGCAAGGGUACAAUUUCCUCUGUGAUCUCUUACUCAGAUUGGAACAAGCGAAAGAGGCGGAAUCCAAAGACGCCCUGAAGGACCUGGUGAAUCUGAUCACGUCGCUGACCACGUAUGGCGUCAGCGAGCUCAAGCCGGCGGGAGUGACCACGGGGGCGCCCUUCCUGCUGCCCGGCUUCGCCGUGCCCCAGCCCGCGGGCAAAGGUCACAGUGUGAGAAACAUCCAGGCCUUUGCAGUGCUCCAGAACGCAUUUUUAAAAGCAAAAACCCACUUCCUUGCCCAGAUCAUCCUUGAUGCCAUAACAAAUAUUUACAUGGCCGACAGUGCCAAUUAUUUCAUCCUCGAGUCCCAACAUACACUGUCCCAGUUCGCAGAGAAGAUUUCCAAACUCCCAGAAGUACAAAGCAAAUACUUUGAGAUGCUAGAGUUUGUCGUUUUUAGCUUAAAUUAUAUCCCUUGUAAAGAACUCAUUAGCGUUAGCAUUCUCUUAAAGUCCAGCUCUUCCUACCAUUGUAGCAUCAUUGCCAUGAAGACACUGCUCAAGUUUACACGACACGACUAUAUCUUUAAAGAUGUGUUUAGGGAGGUGGGUCUUCUGGAAGUCAUGGUCAACCUUUUGCACAAAUAUGCUGCCCUCUUGAAGGAUCCAACUCAGGCACUCAACGAGCAAGGGGACUCCAGAAACAACAGCUCAGCCGAAGACCAAAAGCACCUGGCGCUGCUGGUGAUGGAGACCUUGACGGCUCUGCUCCAGGGCUCCCACACGAACGCAGGGAUUUUUCGAGAAUUCGGAGGUGCCAGGUGUGCACAUAAUAUCGUGCGGUACCCGCAGUGCCGGCAGCACGCGCUGCUCACCAUCCAGCAGCUGGUGCUCUCGCCCAACGGGGACGACGACAUGGGCACGCUGCUGGGACUCAUGCACUCCGCCCCACCCACCGAGUUGCAGCUGAAGACUGACAUUUUAAGAGCGCUCCUGUCGGUCCUGCGGGAGAGCCACCGUUCGAGGACCGUUUUCCGGAAGGUGGGCGGGUUCGUGUACAUCACCUCCCUGCUGGUCGCCAUGGAGAGGUCUCUGAGCUCGCCCCCCAAGAACGGCUGGGAGAAGGUGAACCAGAACCAGGUGUUCGAGCUGCUGCACACCGUCUUCUGCACGCUGACGGCCGCCAUGCGCUACGAGCCGGCCAACUCGCACUUCUUCCGCACCGAGAUCCAGUACGAGAAGCUGGCCGACGCCGUGCGCUUCCUCGGCUGCUUCUCGGACCUGCGCAAGAUCGGCGCCAUGAACGUCUUCCCCUCCAACACGCAGCCCUUCCAGCGGCUGCUGGAGGACGACGUGAUCCUCAUGGACUCCGUGUCGCCCACUCUGCGGCACUGCAGCAAGCUCUUCAUUUACCUCUACCGAGUGGCCACCGACUCCUUCGACAGUCGUGCAGAGCAGAUCCCUCCCUGCCUGACAAGUGAGUCUUCUCUCCCCUCUCCUUGGGGCACCCCAGCCUUGUCCAGGAAAAGGCACGCCUAUCAUUCCGUCUCAACCCCUCCCGUCUAUCCUGCUAAAAACACGGGUGACCUGAAAGUGCACGCGGCCACGUCGUCUCUCCCGAGCUCGGACGCCGUCAUCAUCCACCCGGGUGCCAUGCUCGCCAUCCUGGACCUGCUGGCCUCCGUGGGGUCCGCCACCCAGCCGGAACACGCGCUGGACCUGCAGCUGGCCGUGGCGAACAUCCUGCAGUCGCUGGUGCACACGGAGCGGAACCAGCAGGUCAUGUGCGAGGCGGGUCUGCACGCGCGCCUGCUGCAGCGCUGCAGCGCGGCCCUGGCCGACGAGGACCACGCGCUGCACCCGCCCCUGCAGCGCAUGUUCGAGCGCUUGGCGUCGCAGGCCCUGGAGCCCAUGGUGCUGAGGGAGUUUUUGCGUUUGGCGAGUCCAUUAAAUUGCGGUGCGUGGGACAAAAGACUGCUGAAGCAAUACAGGGUCCACAAGCCCAGUUCCCUGAGUUACGAGCCAGAGAUGAGAAGUAGUAUGAUCACAUCCAUGGAAGGUCUGGGUUCUGAUAAUGUUUUCAGCUUACACGAAGACAACCAUUACCGGAUAAGCAAGAGCCUGGUAAAAUCCGCCGAAGGGAGCACCGUGCCCCUGACCAGGGUGAAGUGUCUGGUUUCCAUGACAACCCCACAUGACAUCAGACUUCACGGACCCUCGGUCACUCCAGCCUUUGUUGAAUUUGACACAUCCCUCGAAGGGUUUGGCUGCCUGUUCCUGCCCAGCUUGGCACCUCACAAUGCCCCUACGAAUAACGCCGUCACAACGGGGCUCACGGAUGGCGCAGUGGUCAGCGGCAUUGGCUCUGGUGAAAGGUUCUUCCCCCCUCCCUCUGGCCUCAGCUACUCGAGCUGGUUUUGCAUCGAACACUUCAGCUCUCCUCCCAAUCACCACCCCGUCAGACUCCUCACCGUGGUCCGCCGGGCCAGUUCCUCGGAGCAGCACUAUGUGUGUCUGGCUGUCCUGCUGUCCGCCAAGGACCGGUCUCUCAUCGUGUCCACCAGGGAGGAGCUGCUGCAGAACUAUGUCGACGAUUUCAGCGAAGAGUCAUCUUUCUAUGAGAUCCUCCCGUGCUGUGCGCGCUUCCGCUGCGGAGAGCUGAUCGUGGAGGGCCAGUGGCACCACCUGGUCCUGGUCAUGAGCAAGGGCAUGCUGAAGAACAGCACCGCCACCCUCUACCUCGACGGCCAGCUCGUCAGCACUGUGAAGCUUCAUUACGUCCACAGCACUCCAGGGGGCUCCGGCUCAGCGAAUCCGCCAGUGGUCAGCUCGGUGUACGCGUACAGUGGGACCCCGCCGGCGCAGCGCCAGAUGGCAUCGCUGGUCUGGCGCCUGGGACCCACGCAUUUUCUGGAAGAAGUCCUGCCCCCUUCCAGUGUGACUACCAUUUAUGAACUCGGACCAAAUUACGUGGGAAGCUUCCAGGCUGUGUGCAUGCCCUGCAAAGAUGCCAAAUCUGAAGGUAUCGUCCCUUCGCCUGUGUCCUUGGUCCCGGAGGAGAAGGUGUCAUUCGGCCUCUAUGCGCUCUCCGUCUCGUCCCUGACCGUGGCGAGAAUCCGCAAGGUGUACAACAAGCUGGACAGCAAAGCCAUCGCGAAGCAGUUAGGCAUUUCCUCCCACGAGAACGCCACGCCCGUGAAGUUCAUCCACAACGCCGCCGGCCACCUCAACGGGCCCGCCCGCACCAUCGGGGCCGCGCUCAUCGGCUACCUGGGGGUAAGGACAUUUGUCCCUAAGCCCGUCGCCACUACUCUGCAGUACAUCGGCGGGGCGGCGGCCAUCCUGGGUCUGGUGGCCAUGGCCUCGGACGUGGAAGGGCUCUACGCGGCGGUCAAGGCCCUCGUGUGCGUGGUCAAGAGCAACCCCCUGGCCAGCAAGGAGAUGGAGAGGAUCCGGGGUUAUCAGCUGCUGGCGAUGCUGCUGAAGAAGAAGCGUUCCCUUCUCAACAGCCACAUCCUCCACCUCACCUUCUCCCUGGUGGGCACUGUCGAUAGCGGCCACGAGACCUCCAUCAUUCCCAACUCCACUGCCUUCCAGGACCUGCUGUGUGAUUUUGAGGUCUGGCUGCACGCGCCGUACGAACUUCACCUUUCCUUAUUCGAACACUUCAUUGAACUGCUCACGGAAUCCAGUGAAGCUUCGAAGAAUGCCAAGCUGAUGAGGGAGUUCCAGCUGAUCCCCAAGCUGCUCCUGACGCUCCGAGAUAUGUCCUUAUCCCAGCCCACCAUCGCCGCCAUCAGUAACGUGCUGAGCUUCUUGCUCCAGGGAUUCCCCAACAGCAACGAUCUUCUCAGGUUUGGCCAGUUUAUUUCUUCUACUUUACCAACCUUUGCAGUUUGUGAAAAAUUUGUAGUUAUGGAGAUAAACAAUGAAGAAAAGCUUGAAGUUGGUACUGAAGAAGAGUUUGGAGGCCUUGUGUCAGCUAAUCUUAUACUUCUGAGGAACAGGCUUCUAGAUAUCUUGCUAAAAUUAAUUUAUACAUCUAAAGAAAAGACAAGUAUUAAUUUGCAAGCGUGUGAGGAGCUGGUGAGGACCCUGGGUUUCGACUGGAUCAUGAUGUUCAUGGAGGAGCACCUGCACUCCAGCACCGUCACCGCGGCCCUGAGGAUUCUCGUGGUCCUGCUGAGCAAUCAGUCGAUCCUCAUCAAGUUCAAGGAGGGACUCAGUGGUGGAGGCUGGCUGGAGCAGACGGAUUCUGUCUUGACGAAUAAGAUCGGGACUGUGUUAGGUUUCAACGUGGGCAGGAGCGCCGGCGGCCGGUCCACGGUGCGGGAGAUUAACCGGGACGCUUGCCACUUCCCCGGCUUCCCGCUGCUGCAGUCGCUCCUGCCCAAGCACACCAACGUCCCCGCCCUCUACUUCCUCCUCAUGGCCCUGUUCCUGCAGCAGCCCGUGAGCGAGCUGCCCGAGAAGCUGCAGGUCAGUGCUCCCGUCAGCAGCGGCCGCUGCAAGCAGGGCUGCCAGUUCGAUCUGGAUUCCAUCUGGACGUUCAUCUUCGGGGUUCCCGCCUCCAGCGGGCCCGUGGUCUCCUCCAUCCACAACGUCUGCACAGAGGCCGCUUUUCUCCUGCUGGGGAUGCUCCGAAGCAUGCUGAAUUCACCGUGGCAGUCGGAGGAGGAGGGCUCGUGGCUCCGGGAGUACCCUGUGACGCUGAUGCAGUUCUUCCGCUACCUGUACCACAACGUGCCCGACCUGGCCUCCAUGUGGAUGAGCCCGGACUUCCUGUGCGCCCUGGCCGCCACCGUCUUCCCCUUCAACAUCCGCCCGUACUCAGAGAUGGUCACGGACCUUGAUGACGAAGUGGGAUCUCCGGCGGAGGAGUUUAAAGCCUUCGCUGCAGAUUCGGGAAUGAACAGAAGCCAGUCCGAGUACUGCAACGUGGGCACCAAGACCUACCUGACCAAUCACCCGGCUAAAAAGUUCGUGUUUGACUUCAUGCGGGUCCUAAUAAUAGACAACCUCUGCCUCACCCCCGCCAGCAAACAGACGCCGCUGAUUGAUCUCUUGUUGGAGGCUUCCCCUGAGAGAUCUACAAGAACUCAGCAAAAGGAAUUCCAGACCUACAUUUUGGACAGCGUGAUGGACCACUUGCUCGCAGCUGAUGUGUUAUUGGGGGAAGACGCGUCUCUGCCGAUCACCAGCGGAGGGAGCUACCAGGUGCUGGUGAACAACGUGUUUUAUUUCACGCAACGUGUGGUGGACAAGCUUUGGCAAGGCAUGUUCAACAAGGAAUCGAAGCUUCUCAUAGAUUUUAUCAUUCAGCUAAUCGCACAGUCGAAAAGAAGAUCGCAGGGGCUGUCACUGGACGCGGUUUACCACUGCCUCAAUAGGACCAUCUUGUACCAGUUCUCCCGGGCACACAAGACGGUGCCCCAGCAGGUCGCUCUCCUGGACUCCCUCAGGGCCCUCACGGUGAACAGGAACUUGAUCCUGGGCCCUGGCAACCACGACCAGGAGUUCAUUAGCUGCCUGGCGCACUGCUUGAUUAAUCUUCACGUUGGAAGCAACGUGGACGGGUUUGGACUGGAAGCAGAGGCCCGCAUGACCACUUGGCACAUUAUGAUCCCUUCUGACAUCGAGCCGGACGGAGGUUACAGCCAAGAUAUUAGUGAAGGGCGGCAGCUUCUCAUGAAAGCCGUCAACAGGGUCUGGACUGAGCUGAUCCACAGUAAGAAGCAGGCCUUGGAGGAGCUCUUCCGGGUCACGCUGCCCGUGAACGACAGGGGCCACGUGGAUAUCGCCAUCGCCAAGCCGCUCAUUGAGGAAGCGGGUCUGAAGUGCUGGCAGAACCAUCUGGCCCAUGAGAAGAAAUGCAUAAGUCGAGGAGAAGCCUUAGUGCCCACCACUCAAUCCAAAUUGUCCCGGGUCAGCAGCGGGUUCGGCCUCUCCAAGUUAACGGGGUCGCGGAGGAACCGGAAGGACAGCGGGCUGCACAAGCACAGCCUCUCCACACAGGAGAUCUCCCAGUGGAUGUUCACACACAUCGCUGUUGUCCGAGACCUAGUGGACACACAGUACAAGGAGUACCAAGAGCGCCAGCAGAACGCCCUCAAGUACGUGACGGAGGAGUGGUGCCAGAUCGAGUACGAGCUGCUGCGCGAGCGCGGGCUCUGGGGGCCCCCCAUCGGCUCCCACCUGGACAAGUGGAUGCUGGAGAUGACCGAAGGGCCCUGCAGGAUGCGGAAGAAGAUGGUGCGCAACGACAUGUUCUACAACCAUUACCCCUACGUGCCGGAAGCAGAGCAGGAGGCGAACGUGGCGUCUGAGAUCCCAAGUAAACAGCCCGAGACCACUGAUGAUAUCAUUCCUCAAAAGAAGCCCGCGCGGUACCGGAGGGCCGUGAGCUACGACAGCAAGGAGUACUACAUGCGCCUUGCCUCGGGCAACGCGGCCUUCGUCCAGGAUGCCAUCGUGGAGAGCUCGGAGGGAGAAGCCGCCCAGCAAGAGCCGGAGCACGGGGAGGAUGCCAUCGCUAAGGUCAAAGGCCUGGUCAAGCCACCUCUGAAACGGUCUCGAUCAGCACCUGAUGGCGGAGAUGAGGAAAACCAAGAGCAGCUCCAGGACCAGAUUGCCGAGGGCAACUCGAUAGAGGAGGAGGAGAAGACGGACAACACCACCUUAUUGCGCCUCUUGGAGGAAGGAGAAAAGAUCCAGCAUAUGUACCGCUGUGCGCGCGUCCAGGGCCUCGACACCAGCGAAGGCCUGCUGCUCUUUGGGAAAGAACAUUUUUACGUCAUCGAUGGAUUUACAAUGACAGCAACCAGGGAAAUCAGAGACAUCGAAACCUUACCUCCAAACAUGCAUGAGCCCAUCAUCCCCAGAGGAGCCCGGCAGAGCCCCAGCCAGCUCAAGAGAACAUGCAGCAUCUUCGCGUAUGAAGACAUCCGGGAGGUGCACAAGAGGAGGUAUCUCCUGCAGCCUAUUGCCGUGGAAGUUUUCUCUGGAGACGGACGGAAUUACCUGCUGGCUUUCCAGAAAGGCGUUCGAAACAAAGUCUAUCAGAGGUUUCUGGCUGUAGUUCCGUCUCUGACAGACAGCUCGGAGUCUGUGUCCGGACAACGGCCAAACACGAGCGUGGAACAGGGAUCUGGGUUGCUGAGCACUUUAGUUGGAGAGAAGUCUGUGACCCAGAGAUGGGAGAGAGGUGAAAUCAGCAACUUCCAGUAUCUGAUGCACUUGAACACUUUGGCCGGCAGGUCGUACAAUGACCUCAUGCAGUACCCCGUCUUCCCCUGGAUCCUCGCAGACUACGACUCAGAGGAGGUGGAUCUUAAUAAUCCCAAGACAUUCAGAAACCUGGCGAAGCCCAUGGGCGCACAGACGGAUGAGCGGUUAGCUCAGUAUAAGAAACGGUACAAAGACUGGGAAGACCCCAACGGAGAGACGCCCGCCUACCACUACGGGACCCACUACUCGUCGGCGAUGAUCGUCGCGUCCUACCUGGUCCGGAUGGAGCCUUUCACGCAGAUCUUCCUGAGGCUCCAGGGCGGCCACUUCGACUUGGCUGAUCGCAUGUUCCACAGCGUCCGAGAGGCCUGGUACUCGGCAUCGAAGCACAACAUGGCCGACGUCAAAGAGCUCAUCCCCGAAUUCUUUUACCUGCCAGAGUUCCUGUUCAACUCCAAUAACUUCGAUCUAGGCUGUAAACAGAACGGCACCAAGCUCGGCGACGUGAUCCUUCCGCCCUGGGCCAAGGGGGACCCCCGGGAGUUCAUCCGAGUGCACCGAGAGGCACUGGAGUGCGACUACGUGAGCGCGCACCUGCACGAGUGGAUCGACCUCAUCUUCGGCUACAAGCAGCAGGGCCCGGCCGCCGUGGAGGCGGUAAAUGUAUUCCACCACCUCUUCUACGAGGGCCAGGUGGACAUCUACAACAUCAACGACCCGCUCAAGGAGACCGCCACCAUCGGCUUCAUCAACAACUUCGGCCAGAUCCCCAAGCAGCUGUUUAAGAAGCCGCACCCACCCAAGCGAGUGAGGAGCCGGCUCGCCGGGGACAGUGCCGGGCUCUCCCUCCCGCCAGGGCCCACGGGCGACAAGAUCUUCUUCCACCACCUGGACAACUUGAGGCCUUCGCUGACGCCCGUGAAAGAACUGAAGGAGCCCGUGGGCCAGAUCGUGUGCACGGACAAGGGCAUCCUGGCCGUGGAGCAGAGCAAGGUGCUCAUCCCGCCCGCCUGGAACAGGACCUUCGCCUGGGGCUACGCGGACCUCAGCUGCCGGCUGGGCACCUACGAGUCAGACAAGGCCGUGACCGUCUACGAGUGCUUAUCCGAGUGGGGGCAGAUCCUGUGCGCCAUCUGCCCCAACCCCCGGCUGGUGGUGACGGGCGGCACGAGCACGGUGGUGUGCGUGUGGGAGAUGGGCACGUCCAAGGAGAAGGCCAAGAGCCUCACCCUCAAGCAGGCCCUGCUGGGUCACACAGACACGGUCACCUGUGCCACCGCGUCCCUCGCCUACCACAUCAUCGUCAGCGGCUCCCGAGACCGCACCUGCAUCAUCUGGGACCUCAACAAGCUGUCGUUCCUCACCCAGCUCCGCGGCCACCGCGCACCUGUGUCUGCCCUCUGCAUCAAUGAGCUCACAGGCGACAUCGUGUCCUGUGCGGGCACCCACAUCCAUGUGUGGAGCAUCAACGGGAACCCGGUGGUGAGCGUCAACACCUUCACGGGCCGGAGCCAGCAGAUCGUGUGCUGCUGCGUGUCCGAGAUGAACGAGUGGGACACGCAGAACGUCAUCGUCACCGGCCACUCGGACGGCGUGGUGCGGUUCUGGAGGAUGGAGUUCCUGCAGGUGCCCGAGACACCAGCCCCUGAGCCUGUCGAAGCCGAUGAGAUGCAGGACGACUGUCCCGAAGCACAAAUAGGGCACGAAGCCCAGGACGAGGACAGCAGCGACUCGGAGGCGGAGGAGCAGAGCGUCGGGCCCGACCCCAAGGAGGGCGGCAGCCAGCCGAGCAGCGGGGGCCACCGGCCCCGGGCAGCCUCGUGCCGCGCGACCGCCGCCUGGUGCACGGACCGCGGCUCGGACGAGUCCCGGCGCUGGUCGGACCAGCUCAGCCUGGACGAGAAGGACGGCUUCAUCUUCGUCAACUACUCGGAGGGGCCCCUGAGCCACCCGCACCCGAACCCCAUCGAGGCGCGGAACUACAGCCGGCUGAAGCCAGGGUACCGGUGGGAGCGGCAGCUGGUGUUCCGGAGUAAGCUCACCAUGCACACGGCCUUCGACCGCAAGGACAACGCGCAUCCUGCCGAGAUCACCGCACUGGGCGUCUCCAAGGACCACAGCCGGAUCCUCGUGGGCGACAGCCGGGGCCGCGUGUUCAGCUGGUCCGUGAGCGACCAGCCGGGCCGCUCGGCGGCUGACCACUGGGUGAAGGACGAGGGCGGGGACAGCUGCUCGGGCUGCGCCGUGCGCUUCUCGCUCACCGAGCGGCGGCACCACUGCAGGAACUGCGGGCAGCUCUUCUGCCAGAAGUGCAGUCGGUUCCAGUCGGAAAUCAAGCGCUUGAAAAUCUCCUCUCCCGUGCGCGUCUGCCAGAACUGUUACUACAACCUGCAGCACGAGCGGGGUGCAGAAGACGGGCCCCGGAAUUGUUGAUUCGACCCGGCGGGUUGGAGCCCGAGCCUGGGUCCCGCGCGUGCUGCCGGAGGGCCUCCCCCGCCCCAGUCUCCGUUUACAUGUCUCUUCACGGCGCGUGAGGGCAUCGUUGUGCAGCUGGCGGUGGUGCGCGCGGGGCGCACAGCACAAGACACACCUGAGGGGGCUCCUCGACCAGGCAGCGCGUCCAUACCUGCUCCUCCCUCCGGGCAUCACUGGGCCCAGAGCAAACCCUCACUCCCCACUCUCUUUUUCUCGCGUCUCAUUUUUGUAGAAGUUCCUCAUUGUUUUUUGGAAAAACCAACACCAACCCACCAAAAAGAAAAAAAAAAAAAACAAGAAAAAAAAAAGGCUUUUAGAAAAUGGUUGUAAAUCUGACUUCUUUGCAAGGAACUGUGUAUAUUGUAAAUAGGUAUAAAGGCCUUUUUUUUUUUUCCUAAAGAAGGACUUAACUGCUUGUAACACGAGACUUCAAACGAAACCACUAACUCGAUGAACUCCCUACAGUUUGUCUGACACCUCUCACUCACUAAUUAUAAAUAUGUUUUUUUAAAUCCUCCAAGACAUUAUCUGUGGUCUUUUUUUUCCGCCCCCCCCCCCUCCCAGCCCAGCCCGAGUGCCCGACGCCCUUUCUCUCGCGGGGCUCAGUGUCUGCGUGUCAGCUAGGCUAGUAACCAAAAACCUACGGACCUUCUCUAGGAAACGGUGUGGGAGAGUGAGCGUCCGGAAACGUUUGGGCAUCUUGCACCCGGCAGUACACCACCUCAGUGUUGUUCUUCCGUCCCAGGCCCCAGGAGACCCCCGUGUGGACUGAUGCUUGGCCGUUAGCGGCCGCCCUGGCAGUGCCCGGAGCGGGAGAGACGACGGCCACGGAGCAGGACGCAGCCCUGCCUCAGCUACUGGGAACAUUUUGCAUGUAACCCAAAUUAGCUUCUCUCGCAUAGAGCAUAAGAAGUGUGUGUCUCUGUCCACACUAACGUUCUACUCUCGCUUAUUUUCCAAAAAAAGGAUGACAAAAAAAAAAAAUUUAAAAAGAAACGAGUGUACAGAACUAACCGAUAGACCUUGUUGUAAAACUGGAUCAUGUCAGAACUGCUUCAGAAAUCAACCUUGACCACUUAAUGCCAUCUACCUGAAAACAGUGAGAUUUAUACUGUAUCAAUGUCUAUUUUUUUGUUUUUGCUAUGAAUAUAAUUACAGUAUUUUAAUAUUUAGUUAUUUAAUUUGUUCUACGAGUUGGAUACAGAACACGCAAAUCCAGGGAGACUGAAAUAGCUGCUGGGGGCUGAGAGAUGGUUCCGUUUACAGAGGACAGGCUUUGGGGGUGGAAUUUUUUUAAAUGUGUGUUAUGUACAUAUAUAUACAUAUAUAUAUAUAAAGAAAAUGAAACAAUUAAUCUAGAUUUUAACAUUUUCAGAUAUUUAGUGAUGAUAUUAUGAGCAAUUCUAAAAGCCCUGUGAUCUGAAACGUGUCGACUCCUUGGUGGCCGAGAGAGGACCGACGUUGCACGACGGAAGCCAUCCAGGAGCGCGGCGGCUUCUCCUUUCCCGACCCUCCAUCUCUAGGUCCUGGUGACAGGCACCCUUAUGCACUAAAAUGCACAGAUAUGCACACGCAUCCUUACGGAUAUAUCCAGAACGACUAGGCAUUGGUAUAGCAGUAAUCUCGUACCUAACGGGCUGAAACCAGCUUCAGGGCGGAUUUGUUCUUCCUGAUAUCUAGGUCUCCAAGAGAAGACUCUAAAGGCUGCUUAGUGCCUUAUGCUGACUAAAUUCAAACCUUUCUUUACCGAAGGUGUGAGCCUCCAGUCUCUUUAUGAUCACAUAUCAAAAUUGAUUCCAACACUUCCAUUUCAAAAGGUCCAGGUGUCCUCGAUAACAGAAGGAUGAUUGGCAUGAACGCUUUAACUGGAAGACAAGUUGUGUUCUGGUUUCCUUUCUGGGUCUCCCUCCUCCCCGGGAUCCCUUGCUCCCCCACCACCACCACCAUCGAUCUGUUCCGAGAAAUCGUGCUGACGUUCGUCCAAGCGUUCUCGGGAACCGUGGGCUCUGCCCCCCGGCACGGGGGGGUGUAGCAGUGUUAUUCUACACUUUUUCAAAGAAGCGUCCUCCUUUCGUUCUUGAAUCAUGUUUACCCCAAACCCAAUGGCAGAGGUGUUCUUUAGAGACUUGAAUAUAUGAAUGUGUGUCUAGUGACUUCCGGGUUAUUCCUCUGUGUAAUGAUGAAGUUUUACGGGAUGAACACUUCUAAACUUUCCAACGCAACUUCCGUAACUAGAAGGUGGAAACCAAAACUUUCCUCAGAGUAUUUUCCUCUGGCAGCUGGUUCUGUGGGCAACUGUCUCAUGUGGUGGGGUUCCUUUCCAUUUUUGCUUCAGAGCAGAAAUCACCGAUCACUCACACAUCCACGCACUCACCUACGUGUAGAAGCUGUUGCUCAGGCUCUCUGUCCCAUGGAAUUAUGUCUACCAACAAAUAUUCUCAGCAUGUACAUCCACCUUUGUGUGGUCUCCGUUCUUCGAGAGUACCUCACGGGACUUCUGCCUGACCUGUGUAGUUCAUUCAUUCAUGCCGCCAGCCAGCCACCCAUCCGUCUGUCCGUCUGUCCACCCAUCCAUCCACCCAUCCAUCCAUGCAUUUAUUCAUCCGGGUCUUUUAACAUUUCUGUAUCGUCCGCGGCUGUAGUGUCACGCUUUGGAAGAGAAGAGCUGCCGUCACAACCAUCUGUCUGGGUAAUAGCAACUCUCUAGAUAAGUUAUUUUGCACUUUCUUAUGUAUAAAGUUGGUAGAAACUUAUUUUUUGCUUUGUAUCAUUUAAAUACAUUUUGUUUUGGUAAAUGAAGUGUGUAUAAAAUAUUUAUGCCGUUAAAACUGUUUUUAGAAAGUAUUUUUAAUUUCAGCAAGUUUGGUUACUUGUUGCAUGACUAUUAACACAGCUGACUUUUUGUGUCAGUGCAAUGUAUAUUUUUUUUGUCCUGUUAUUAACUUGUAAGCCCUAGUAAUGGCCAAUUAUUUGUACAGCAACAGAAGUAAAUUGAAGAUACUGGCUAAGACUGAAUUGAUUGUGGACUUUUGUACUAUAUUGCAGAACCCCAUAUCCGUUCUUUGGCGGUGAUGUGAAAGGCCUGAAGAAUUACUAUAGUGUGCAACUGUGAUAAUUGAAUGUUUAUUGUAUAUCUGUCUCUGAUGCAAAAAAAAAGGUAGAGUAACACAAUUACAUGAUUAAAUGCAAUAGUCCAGGUACUUUUUUUCAUUUUAAAUAAACACCUACUAUUUACCA
Molecule: messenger RNA, 14187 nt
Organism: Sorex araneus (European shrew)
Lineage: Eukaryota; Metazoa; Chordata; Mammalia; Eulipotyphla; Soricidae
Gene: WDFY3
Product: WD repeat and FYVE domain containing 3
Molecular function (GO): metal ion binding; protein binding
Source: RefSeq, a predicted model, not a curated record